CAGUGACUGGUCUUCCUAUAAGUGGUAAACCUAUAACAAAAAAUGCCGGAUAUGCACAAAUGGCUUUAUUUGUAAACAAGCAUUGCAAAGACAGUGAUUGGGAUGCUAAAAUUGCAAAUGGCCGAUGGACAACUUACAAAAAGACAUAUAUUGAUACUUGA
Dentiscutata heterogama is the source of this 161-nucleotide messenger RNA. Lineage: Eukaryota; Fungi; Glomeromycota; Glomeromycetes; Diversisporales; Gigasporaceae. The record is from the annotation of a GenBank genome assembly.